AUGGACUCAAAAAUCUACGACAUCCCGACUCACUGCAAAGCCGGGGUGGUCGUCAAUGAAGGCCCCGACUUUCAAGUCAAGGUGGAAAUGGUCCCCGUGCCAGAACCAGGCCCCGACGACAUCCUCAUCCGCCUCAACGUCACCGGCCUCUGCUCCUCCGACAUCCACAUGAUGAAAAACGACCUCGGCACGCCGCCCAUGUCGUUUUUCGGUGUCCGGUCGCCCGGUCACGAAGGCGCAGGCAUCGUCGUCAAGACGGGCGCCAAUGUUCGGAACUUCAAGGUCGGCGAUCGCGCGGGCAUCAAGCCGCUGACGGAUACAUGCGGGUCAUGCGAGCUGUGCUGGGGCGACAAGGAGACGUACUGCCGGACGGCCGUGCACACGGGAUUGAUGACCGCAGGCACAUACCAGCAAUACCUCGUCUCGCCUGCCCGCUACGCCUCCCCCAUCCCCGACGGUGUCCCCGACGAGGUCGCCGCCCCGAUUAUGUGCAGCGCGUCGACCGUCUAUCGAUCCUUGGUGGAGUCGGGGCUGCGACCGGGGAACUGGGCUGUUUUCCCCGGUGGGGGUGGUGGUGUGGGGAUUCAGGGUGUGCAGCUCGCGAGGGCGAUGGGGAUGCGACCGAUCGUGGUGGACACGGGGCCAGCGAAGCGCGCGCUGGCGAUGGAAAUGGGCGCGGAGGCCUUUGUGGACUUCGCCAAGACGGACGACACCACUGCUGCUGUGGUGGCUGCCGCCGAUGGGAUCGGCGCGCACGGGGUGUUUGUCACGGCGCCGGCGGCUUAUCGGACUGCGCUGUCGUUUGUGGGAGACCGGAUCGGGGCGGUUGUCAUGUGCAUUGGGCUGGCGCCGGCCAAGACGAUGGUUGUUGGCGAUGAUCCCAACCGGUUCAUUUUCAAGAACCUGACGAUUAGGGGGACGCUGGUGGGGAGUCGAAGGGAUACGGCGGCUGCGCUGGACUUUGCGCGACGAGGGAUGCUGAAGCAGAUUUGUGAGGUGUAUCCCAUCGAUCGGUUACCGGAGGCUGUUGAAAAGCUGCGAAGGGGAGAGGUUGCGGGCAGAAUCGUGGUCAAUUUUGAAAAGUAG
This is a messenger RNA of Aspergillus novofumigatus IBT 16806, 1086 nucleotides long. Its product is annotated as zinc-dependent alcohol dehydrogenase. Gene Ontology annotation, molecular function: zinc ion binding; oxidoreductase activity. The coding region runs from base 1 to 1086 and encodes 361 amino acids. NCBI's taxonomy places the organism in Eukaryota, Fungi, Ascomycota, Eurotiomycetes, Eurotiales, Aspergillaceae. The record is from RefSeq and is a predicted model, not a curated record. The transcript is spliced from 2 exons.